This is a messenger RNA of Aspergillus terreus NIH2624, 3069 nucleotides long. It is a transcript of the gene rna14, whose product is annotated as cleavage polyadenylation factor subunit RNA14. The transcript has 5 exons. Lineage: Eukaryota; Fungi; Ascomycota; Eurotiomycetes; Eurotiales; Aspergillaceae. Gene Ontology annotation, biological process: mRNA 3'-end processing. The record is from RefSeq and is a predicted model, not a curated record. The coding region runs from base 1 to 3069 and encodes 1022 amino acids. Gene Ontology annotation, molecular function: protein binding; mRNA binding. Gene Ontology annotation, cellular component: nucleus.
AUGGCCGAAGACGACGCCGAGAAUGCCUUUUUCCAGGCUCAGGCAAUGAAUGCGGACUCUGUGGACUACACGGCUGUUAAAGAGCAGGGCGCAGAUAGUUCAGAUUCAGAUGAUUAUGAUCCUUCAAAAACACUGCAAGAUCAAUAUUCAGAUUCCAAGCCAAACGAAAAUGUUCCUUCAGAUGUUUCCCCCUCCGAUGCGAACCACUUAGGUGCAUCUUCCGUCCCCGUGUCCGACCCCGACCCUAGUCAGCCAACUGGCAGUGCCUAUCCUUCCCAGACUCCUUCACAAACCGCAUCUCAAGCGUCGGCCUCGACUCCGGCUCCCGGAUCGACGUCGACGCAGCCAAAGACCAAGACAAUCGGGGGGUUUGUGGUCGAGGAUGAAGACGACGAGGAUGACGCGGGUGAUGCGGAUUAUGAGCCUCCAGCUGUACUAGGUGUCGAGGACAUGAGUACUUUACCAAUCAAUGUGCCUCAGCAACCCGUUUCAGGAAAUGCAAAUCAAGCUACUUCUACCCCUGAUGUAUCAUUGGAUGAAGCUGCGCAGGAGUCUGCCAGUGCAAAGAAUACCCCCAAUAGCUCCUUUCCUUCUGUUGUUGCUACUGCUGCUGCUCCUUCUAAACUUGAGGCAUCUACUCCUUCGGGUCCGGAAUUGUACAAUACCCCGACCUUGCAGUCGGAUCCCGCGCAAGGGAGCGCGGCGCCUACGCCAGCCCCUGAUUCACCUUCGGCUGCGAAGGGUCGACUACCGCACGAUCGUGUGGGGAUGUUGGAAGACCGUGUCCAGGAAGACCCUCGGGGAGACAUGGCUGCCUGGAUUGAAUUGAUUAACGAACACAGGAGUCGCAAUCGCAUCGACAAUGCCCGUGAUGUGUACGAGCGUUUUCUCAAAGUGUUCCCUUUCUCGGCGGAACAAUGGGUGGCAUAUGCGACGAUGGAAUCGGAGCUUAAUGAGCUGUUCCGUCUCGAGCAAAUAUUUAAUAGAACUCUCUUGACGAUCCCUGAUGUUCAAUUGUGGACGGUGUACUUGGACUACGUCCGUCGGCGUAAUCCUCUCACCACCGACACAACAGGGCAAGCCCGGCGAAUUAUCUCCUCCGCGUAUGAUCUGGCUUUGCAGUACGUCGGUGUAGAUAAGGAUUCCGGCUCCAUUUGGGCCGAUUACGUUCAAUUUAUUCGUUCUGGCCCAGGGAAUGUUGGCGGCUCGGGCUGGCAAGACCAACAAAAGAUGGAUCUGCUUCGCAAGGCGUAUCAGAGAGCCAUUGCCGUUCCAACCCAAGCAGUUAACACUCUGUGGAAAGAAUAUGACCAAUUUGAGAUGGGUCUGAAUAAGUUGACUGGUCGCAAGUUCCUGCAAGAGCAGUCUCCGGCAUAUAUGACUGCUCGUAGCUCUUACACCGAAUUGCAAAACAUCACCAGAGAUCUCAGCAGGACGACCCUGCCUCGGUUACCGCCCAUUCCAGGCUCCGAUGGCGACAUCGAAUUCGCGCAGCAAGUCGACAUCUGGCGACGCUGGAUUCAAUGGGAGAAAGGUGAUCCGUUGGUGCUGAAGGAAGAAGACCAAGCCGCUUUUAAGGCCCGUGUGGUCUAUGUGUACAAGCAGGCAUUGAUGGCUCUUCGGUUCUUGCCGGAGAUUUGGUUUGAAGCUGCGGAGUUUUGCUUUUUGAAUGACAUGGAAAGCGAAGGAAACGACUUCCUGAAGCACGGUGUGGAUGCCAACCCCGAGAGCUGCCUUCUUGCCUUCAAGCGCGCGGACCGGCUGGAAAUCACCUCCGAAUCCGAACAAGACCCCAUCAAGCGCGGUGCAAAGGUUCGGGAGCCAUACGACAGAGUCCUCGAUGCGUUAUACGAUCUAAUCUCGAAAGCUCGCACGCGGGAAGAGCAAGACGUCGCUCACCUUAAGGACACGUUCGCCAAAAUGAACCCUGACAGACAAGCAAGGAACGAAGAGGACGAUGAUGACGAGCAGAGUGAAAGCAAGGCCAGGGAGUCGAUGGAAAACGCCCAAAUUGAAGCUGUUCGCAACGCCCACGCUAUACAGAUUGGAAUCCUCUCCAAGACAAUUUCCUUUGCCUGGAUUGCUCUGAUGCGUGCCAUGCGUCGUAUCCAGGGCAAGGGCAAGCCGGGUGAAAUGCCAGGAUCAAGACAGAUAUUUGCCGAUGCUCGCAAGCGAGGCCGUAUCACUAGCGAUGUGUACAUCGCCAGCGCGCUCAUCGAGUACCACUGCUACAAGGAUCCGGCUGCUACCAAGAUUUUCGAGCGAGGAGCCAAGCUCUUCCCGGAGGAUGAGAAUUUCGCGCUUGAAUACCUGAAACACCUGAUCGACGUCAACGAUGUCAUCAAUGCCAGAGUCGUGUUCGAAAUGACGGUGAGAAAGCUGGCCUCUAAUCCGGAGAACGUGCACAAGGCGAAGCCCAUCUUUGCCUUCCUACACGAAUAUGAGUCUCGAUAUGGCGAUCUUGUCCAGGUCAUCAACCUCGAGAACCGCAUGCGUGAACUCUUCCCUGAAGACCCGACAUUGGAACAAUUUGCACAUCGUUACUCCAACCCUUCCUUUGACCCUACGGCCGUGCGACCUAUUAUCUCCCCCUCUCAGGCACGCCCGAAGGCCGCGUAUCCUAUCGAACAGACCAUGUCGCGUCACGCCACUCCUACCCCGAGAUAUCCCGAUGCGUCCGUCACAAACUCACCCAAGAGGCCGUUGGAGGAGUUUGAUGAUGAUCUGAACCGGCCACGGAAGUUUGUUCGGGCCGAAUCACCCUUGAAGACGGCCCAAAGACGACAAAUGGACCAGCAAAAGCGCACGCCGCAGACCCUCGUUAGCCAGGCAGCGUCACAGUACCGAUCUCAAGGCUCACCCGCUCCGCUGCCACGAGAGAUUGUCCAUCUGUUGAGCAUCAUUCCUCCGGCAUCAUCCUAUAACGCUGGACGAUUCUCGCCGGAGAAAUUAGUUGACUUGAUCCGACGGAUUGAUAUUCCUGCCUCGAUCUCCCAGAUUCCACUGCCCCAGUCCGCUCAAGGCAUGGGGACCGGGCAGGCACCGUUUCCUGGCAUGUACCGUUCAUAA